CCCAAGGCAAAAGAAGUUGCAAGGGGCAGAUAUCAUGGCAGCCAGUGUGAAGACAAGUAAGUCAACACAAAACCAUGUUAUCUUCAAGAAGAUCUCCAGGGACAAAUCGGUAACCAUCUACCUGGGGAAGAGAGACUAUAUAGACCAUGUUGACCAAGUAGAACCUGUGGAUGGUGUCGUACUGGUUGACCCUGAGCUUGUGAAGGGAAGGAAAGUUUACGUCUCUCUGACCUGCGCCUUCCGCUACGGCCAGGAAGACAUCGAUGUGAUCGGCCUGACCUUCCGCCGGGACCUGUAUUUCUCCCGGGUGCAGGUGUACCCACCUGUGGGGGCUGCGGGCACCCCCACAAAACUGCAGGAGAGUCUGCUCAAGAAGCUGGGGAGCAACACCUACCCCUUUCUGCUCAUGUUUCCUGACUAUUUGCCCUGUUCAGUGAUGUUGCAGCCAGCUCCGCAAGACGUGGGGAAGUGCUGUGGGGUCGACUUUGAGGUCAAAGCCUUUGCCACAGACAGCACCGAUGGUGAAGAGGACAAAAUUUCCAAAAAGAGCUCCGUGCGCCUCCUGAUCCGCAAAGUGCAGCACGCACCGCCCCAGAUGGGCCCCCAGCCCCGAGCCGAGGCCGCCUGGCAGUUCUUCAUGUCCGACAAGCCCCUGCACCUGGCCGUCUCCCUCACCAAAGAGAUAUAUUUCCAUGGGGAACCGAUUCCUGUUACCGUGACCGUGACCAACGACACGGAGAAAACAGUGAAGAGGAUUAAAGCCUUAGUGGAACAGGUGGCCAACGUGGUUCUCUACUCGAGCGAUUAUUAUGUCAAGCCGGUGGCCAUGGCAGAAACACAGGAAAAAGUGCCACCAAACAGCACUUUGACGAAGACACUGACACUGGUGCCCUUGCUGGUGAACAAUCGAGAGAGACGGGGCAUUGCCCUGGAUGGGAAGAUCAAGCAUGAGGACACCAACCUCGCGUCCAGCACCAUCAUUAAGGAAGGCAUAGACCGGACCGUCCUGGGAAUCCUGGUAUCUUACCAGGUCAAGGUGAAGCUCACGGUGUCCGGCUUUCUGGGAGAGCUCACCUCCAGUGAAGUGGCCACCGAGGUGCCAUUCCGCCUCAUGCACCCCCAGCCUGAGGACCCAGCCACAGCAAAGGAAAGUUUUCAGGAUGAAAAUUUAGUUUUUGAGGAGUUUGCGCGCCAAAAUCUGAUAGAUGCCGCAGAAGCCGAGGAAGGGAAGAACGAGAAAGAGGAGGCCGUCAACGACGAGUGAAGGUGGUGGCCCAGGACACCAGGAUGUGACCUGUAGUUAGCUGUGCAACGAGCAAAGCCCUAAGU
This is a messenger RNA of Choloepus didactylus (southern two-toed sloth), 1329 nucleotides long. RefSeq names its product S-antigen visual arrestin (gene SAG). Bases 35 to 1264 code for a protein of 409 amino acids. Gene Ontology annotation, biological process: signal transduction; G protein-coupled receptor internalization. The transcript is spliced from 15 exons. NCBI's taxonomy places the organism in Eukaryota, Metazoa, Chordata, Mammalia, Pilosa, Megalonychidae. Gene Ontology annotation, molecular function: G protein-coupled receptor binding. Gene Ontology annotation, cellular component: photoreceptor inner segment; photoreceptor outer segment. The record is from RefSeq and is a predicted model, not a curated record.